Messenger RNA from Mytilus californianus (California mussel), 2258 nucleotides. RefSeq lists its product as uncharacterized. Lineage: Eukaryota; Metazoa; Mollusca; Bivalvia; Mytilida; Mytilidae. The record is from RefSeq and is a predicted model, not a curated record. The transcript is spliced from 5 exons. Bases 104 to 634 code for a protein of 176 amino acids.
UGUUUAAAAUGCAUACUAAUAAACAAUCGCUAUUUACAAACAUGGAUACCUUUAACAUUGAAUGCAAUAAUGUACAUAAACGACGAGAUUGAUAUUUGUAAAAAUGAGUACACGUAAUGGACUAAAUUAUCUUAAACUAGCCGUAAUUCUUGGAAUUUCUAGAGUUUUCAUUUCAGAAGUGACUACUGCUGAAUAUUGCACACGGUUUUGCGAAUAUGGCUGUUGUGGAAACAGUUGCUGUCCAGACAAGCGUGCUAUUGCUGUGGGGUCCAUCUUUGGUGGACUAGCAUUCAUCUUCUUAAUUGUUGUGUUAUGUAUAAUUUGCAUGGGGUAUGUAAAAAAGAAGUCAAGGAAGGACAGAAUGAAGAUAUCUCACGCGGAACAGGAGGCACAGACAAUAAAUACACUUAAUGAAACAAGAACAAUCAACAUGGAGAGUAGUACCUGUACAGUAAUUAUCAAUUUGAAAAAUAGAAAGAAAGCCGUAGUAAAAGUGAAUAGUGAUAGAAUGUCAAUAUUGACAGAAGAAGAUGUUGAUGUUCAAACGAAGGUAUUGGGAGACAAACCUUUGACACCACAACCAUUACCUGCAGCAUUAUUGAGAAAAGCUGAGGUUGCGAAGGGAGGUGAAUAAAAGACGGCAAAAUAUUGCAAGAAACUCUGGAAAAAGCUCAUCCAAGAACUUAUCAUCUUUCCGUUAUAAAGUCAUAAACCAUAAAAGUUAGAUAAAACCUACACACGUAUGAUGUUGUCAACUAUCAUUUGGUCAUCUGUAAAAGGAUAUGAACGGAUUGGCAGUCUGAGCAUCGUAUACAAGAAUUUAUGAACUCAAGUAUCACAGAUGCAUUUAUCCAAUUGUACAGAUAUUGAAUCUAAUGUACAUUUACACGUAUGAACUACAUUUGUCUUUUUUUAUUGAUAUUUAUUACCUAGUAUAUUAUUCAUAAUUUCAAGUAAAUUAUUUUAAAUAUUCUUCCAGUCUGCUAUGACGUAGUUUUGAAAUGAAUAAUUGUAUGUUGUCACUAUAUUCGUGUAUGUGUUAUCUUAAUUCAAAUUUAAUAUAAUAUAUUGUACCGUGUUGUGUUGAGAGGGCUUCCAUCAACAUAACCUGUUGCUGAUUUAAAUCCAAUGUAUUUUAAUAAAAUAUUGUUUAAACUAUAUAUUACUCUCAGUAUACUUAUCUUUACUUGGUUUAUAAUAGUGUCUACAUAAAUAUAUUUUUCUUUAACUUUCUGUAAUAGCUAGUAUGCAGAAAUCUGAUUUUGUAGCUAUAGUGUAUGAUAGUGUAUUUUACCACAGUGUAUGAUAAUAUUUUACCACAGAACAAUAUUUUUGAGUACAGUGGAAUAUAAAAAAGUAGCUUGAUGAGGUUCCGAUUUGUCAAGGUGCUGAUUUGUCUUGAUACUGAACUGUCUUUCUUGGGUGCCGAAAUGUUUUUGUCGCAGUGCCAAAGUGUCUAGAAUUCGUCCAUGUUAUUCCGCAGUCCGCGGACUAAGGAAAUGAGAGGGAAAAACACCCAUUCUUCUCACUCUGAGAUCAUCAGUCUAUGUUCUUUGUUCUUUGUUUUAAAUUAUACAAACACAAUCAAUCGUUUUAAAUUAUACAAACAUUUCAGAAAAAUAAAGUGCGAUAUGAACAAAUUUCAGACAUGGCUGAAUAAAAUUCUGUUUUACUCCCAUUUCCACUGAUCGCAGACUGCGGAUUAAACCUCUUGUUGUCGCUAAUUAAAUAUGGUUGCAUUCAUAUCCAUGCCAGGAAAUACAGAAACUGGACGUCAUAUAUCCAAUUUUGACGGCAUUCGACAUAUGACGUCACGCCCUGAUGAUAUUAAAUUGGAGACCUAUUGAAGAAAAACAUUUUACUCUACAUUCUUCGGUGUUUUAUUUGAAAGAGAUGUGGUAAUGAAAGUGCCUGCAUAAAUUAAAUAUAUGGGCACAUGUGUCCCUCUGGUGGUAUCCGACAUUGUCGUCUUCUGAAAUUUCAAGCGGAUAACAACUGAGGAGUUCUGAAAACAGUCUAAAUAUGUUCCGAAAGGGGUGUGAUACGGGGUAUGCGAUACGGGUUAAGCUAUGAGAUGGGGAUAUGCGAUACAGAAUAGAUGAUACAGACUGGAGAAAAGAACCUUUAUUAAAUAUACAAAAUGUCUGUAUUUAGUACUAAAUAAAUGAUAAAUAUAUAUAUCGUGGAUAGGAUGUUAUUUUUUGUGUAAUUUUGUCUGUUUGAAGUUGUGCUAAAAUAAAGUAACGAUCUAGACUAAA